Uloborus diversus is the source of this 1245-nucleotide messenger RNA. Its product is annotated as cilia- and flagella-associated protein 36-like. Lineage: Eukaryota; Metazoa; Arthropoda; Arachnida; Araneae; Uloboridae. Gene Ontology annotation, cellular component: ciliary base; axoneme. The record is from RefSeq and is a predicted model, not a curated record. The transcript is spliced from 9 exons. The coding region runs from base 1 to 1245 and encodes 414 amino acids.
AUGGCGCUAGAAUGGGUGUUCGAUUCUCUGGUGGAGUUCCUUCGGGGGCCCAUUUGGAAUAUCCCCGUGCUCACUUUCAUAGAACAGAAAUCCGUCGUAUUCGAGCCUGGCGCAGAAAAGGAACAAGAGCUCCGAAAGAUCCACGAGGCGUACAAGAACUUGGUGGAUUUCAUGCUGGGCAGCUACAUGGAAGAUCUGAACAUCACGCCGGAGGAGUUCGAACGGUCCUGUUCCGUGGCCUCCAAGAAGGCGCUCAACAAAUUCCAACAGAGCCUCUUCCAACAGGUGUGGGCUGCAGACGAUUUCGAGAUCUUCCGUCGAAUGAUGACGCAGAAGAAUCUGGAGCUGCAACUGCAGGCGCUCGAAUUUCUCACCCAGAAGAGGGGCUCUGUGCCCCACUGCAUGGAGGGCACCCGGCAGGCGGAGGACCCCAGCGACGCAAUCCUGCAGGUGAGGAUGAGCGUGGAGGCGCAGAGGGAGAAGGAACUUCUCGAACAGGCGAUGCAGAAAACGCUGUUGCAGCCGGAAACAAGCGUCCAGACCGAAAAGGAGAAGACGGGAGACAGUCCACCUGCAGAAGACAAGCAAGAGGAGGCGCGCACCCUCCCUGCAGACGACAUUCGAGAGCCUUCCCCCUGCGCAGACACCGAGUCGUUGACCGUGCAGCCACCGCCAGAUGUCUGCUCACUGCCGAUUCCGAACGUUCCGGAAAAGGAAACGCCGGACGAUGAGACGCAGACGAACACUCCUUCUCAAGUUCCGGAAGUGAUCCCUGAGCAGCCGACCGACGAGUACCUCCCGAAGCAGUUGACCGUGCAGCCACCGCUCGAUGUCUGCUCACUGCCGAUUCCGGACGUUCCGGAAAAGGAGACGCCGGAAGAUGAGACGCAGACGAACACUCCUUCUCAAGUUCCGGAAGUGAUCCCUGAGCAGACGGCCGACGAAUACGUCACGAAACAGGAGGUGAGUCCGGCGGAGCUACAGAAGCGGCAGGAAUACUUGAGGCAGCAGCGGGACCGGCUCCUGGCGCUCAAGAAGCAGGAGCGGGCGCGGCGCCUGUCGGAAGACGGCGCAGAGGAGGCGUCGGCGCAGCAGAGGCGGCCCCGCUCUGCGCGCGCAGCCAGGAAGGUGCUGGAGGCGGAGGCGCCGCCGGAGGCGGAGGCCACGUUCCGGAGGAGCCUCGCCGCCAAGCUGAGGAGCGAAGUCAUCGGUGAGAGCCAAACUAUAAAGCUGUUUUUAAAAUGA